AUGUAUGGUAAGUGGCGUCGUUUUAAUUCUAAAUGGCUUGAUGAGUAUGAUUGGUUGGAAUAUAGUGUAACAAAAGAUGCAGCUUUUUGCUUCUACUGCUAUUUGUUUCAAGAUGAAAACAUCAAUCAAGGGGGAGGAGAGGUAUUUUCAAGUAUAGGUUUUACAAGUUGGAACAAGAAGAAAAGUUUUAAUGAGCAUAUUGGCGGACCAAACAGUGUUCAUAAUCAGUCAAGAAGAAAUGCUGGAGAUUUGAUGAGACAAAAACAAUCCAUUCAAAGUGUACUUGCUAAACAGUCUGAUCAACAAAAAUGGUAUACUAAACGAUGUGAUAAUAUUGCUGAAGCAUUUAAAAAAGCUCCAAAGAAUAAUCAGUUGACUUCUCCAUACAUUCAAAGGGAUAUUAUCACUGCAUGUAAGAUGGAAACAGUUAAGUAUAUCAUUAAGGAUUUAAAUGAUGAUUACUUUUCCAUAUUAGUUGAUGAAUCUCGUGAUGUGUCAUGUAAGGAGCAAAUGGCUAUUGUUUUGAGAAGAUGUGAUGAAGUGCAGGAACUUUUAUCGUUGGUUUCUGAUUCAUUAAAUAUGGUUGGAGCUUCUUUCAAGCAUAGAGAUGAACUUCGUGAAUCUCAAGCAAAAGAAAUUGAAGAAGCAUUAUGUAAAGGCGAGCUUAAAACUGGUAGGGGCUUGAAUCAAGAACUAGGUCUUGCUAGAGCCGGUGAUACUAGAUGGGGAUCUCACUACAAAUCUUUUAAAAAAUUUAUUCUUAUGUUUGGUCCUAUCAUUGAUGUACUUGAUGCUAUUGCUGUUAAUGCCCGUUUUGCAGAAAAGUGUAGGGCAAAGGAAUAUCUUAAAGCAUGUUUAACAUUUGAGGUUGUCUUCAUGUUGCACUUCAAGCGCACUAUUUUAGCAAUCACAAAUGAGCUUAAUGCAGCUUUUCAAAAGAAAGAGAAAGACAUUGUAAAUGCCAUGCUACUUGUUGGAGUGACAAAGAAGCGACUGCAAAAACUAAGAGAAGAAGGUUGGGAUUCACUUAUUGAUGAGGUAUCUAAAUUUUGUAUCAAGUAUGAUAUUUCGAUACCUAAAUUUGAUGAGUUUUAUGUUAUCCUUGGAAGAUCACGUCGGAGAGUUGCUGAGUAUACUAUUUUACAUCACUGCCAAGUUGCAAUAUUUUAUAAAAUUAUUGAUUGGCAACAUCAAGAACUCAAUAAUCGCUUUGAUGAGGAGACAACUGAUUUGCUUCUUGGAAUUGCUUGCUUGAACCCAACUGACUCUUUUUCAAGCUUUAACAUUGAAAAAAUAUUGAGAUUAGCUGAGUUGUAUCCUGGUGAUUUUGAUAAACAUGCUAGGAUUGACCUUCGUUUUCAGCUUGAGAAUUAUAUUGUUGAUGUACGUGAUCAUGAUAAAAGGUUUUCCGAUCUUAAGGGACUUUGUGAUUUUUCCAAGAAACUAGUAGAGACAAAGAAGCAUGGAACUUAUCCUCUCGUGUUCCGACUAGUGAAAUUUGCUUUACUUUUGCCAGUUGCUACUGCUACAGUUGAAAGAGCUUUCUCUGCGAUGAAGUUGAUUAAGACUGACUUACGAAAUCGAAUGGAUGAUGAGCUUUUGAGUGGUUGUUUGGAUUCUAAUACUGAGACAACUUCACCAUAUGAUAGCUGGAGAAGUAUAGCAACUUCGAGUGUGGCAUCAAGUGGAAGAAAGAAAUUGGAGAGCACUAAAAGUGCACAUUUUAUUAGGUUACCAGAGAACUUGGAUCCUCUGAGUGUUUUAAUGGAGUGA
Molecule: messenger RNA, 1773 nt
Organism: Lycium barbarum (goji berry)
Lineage: Eukaryota; Viridiplantae; Streptophyta; Magnoliopsida; Solanales; Solanaceae
Exons: 4
Coding region: 1-1773 (590 amino acids)
Molecular function (GO): protein dimerization activity
Source: RefSeq, a predicted model, not a curated record